UUAUUAUAUGAUUGACGCUAAUAUCAUCAAGAGAGAGGCCACCAGCCACUCCCUCAAACCUGUCUCACCAACUCACAUCUAGAAACACUUAGGGUCACUACCCUCUCUCUCUUUCUGAGUCAAAAGCCUAUAUAAAACUCCAUCUCCAUUACUCUGAAGGGCCGGCCUUAAUGUUCCAGCAACUCUAAGAACAAAGGUCUCCACUUCUACCAAAUUCACCAAAGAAAAAAAAUUAUAUAUUGUUUUUGAAAGAAAAAUAAGAACUUGCUGAUACUGCUUCUUCUACUCCAAAAUGGGAAGGUCUCCUUGCUGUGAAAAAGCUCAUACAAACAAAGGUGCAUGGACCAAAGAAGAAGAUGAUCGUCUUAUUGCUUAUAUUAGAGCUCAUGGUGAGGGUUGCUGGCGCUCUCUUCCCAAAGCUGCAGGCCUUCUUAGAUGUGGCAAAAGUUGCAGACUCCGUUGGAUUAACUAUUUAAGACCUGACCUUAAACGUGGAAAUUUCACCGAAGAAGAAGAUGAACUCAUUAUCAAACUGCACAGCCUCCUUGGCAACAAAUGGUCUCUUAUAGCUGGGAGAUUACCAGGCAGAACAGAUAAUGAGAUAAAGAAUUAUUGGAACACACAUAUAAGAAGAAAGCUUCUGAACAGAGGAAUAGAUCCUGCAACUCACAGGCCACUCAACGAGCCAGCACAGGAAGCAGCAACAACAAGGACGACGACGACAACGACGACAACAAUAUCUUUCAGUCAUGUUAAAGAAGAAAAAGAAAAGAUUAGCAGCACAACUACACUUGUAUGUAAAGAAGAGAAAAACCCAGUUCAAGAAAGAUGUCCAGACUUGAAUCUUGAGCUCAAAAUCAGCCUUCCCUACCAAAGCCAGGUUCCUGAGCCGAUGAAAACUGGAGCAAGAGGUCUUUGUUUUGCUUGCAGGCUGGGGCUACAAAACAGCAAAGACUGCAGUUGUAAUUUGGGUUCUAGCAGUGGCAGCAGCAACUCUGGCUAUGACUUCUUAGCCAUGAAAAGUGGUGUUUUGGACUAUAGAAGCCUGGAAAUGAAAUAAGAUAUAUGAAACUAUUCUUGAUCUUGUAGCUGAAAAGAAAUGGAGAGAAAUGAGAAAGGGAUUGCUAUUAGAUUGGAAUCUCCCUAAGCUCUCUUUUUUUUUUUUCUUCCCUUAAUCUGUAUGAUUAUUAGAACAUAAAUAUAUAAAUACAGUGCUAGUACAGGUGAUUAUAAUUGAUAAA
Hevea brasiliensis (rubber tree) is the source of this 1241-nucleotide messenger RNA. RefSeq names its product myb-related protein 308. The record is from RefSeq and is a predicted model, not a curated record. Lineage: Eukaryota; Viridiplantae; Streptophyta; Magnoliopsida; Malpighiales; Euphorbiaceae. Bases 293 to 1060 code for a protein of 255 amino acids. The transcript is spliced from 2 exons.